Molecule: messenger RNA, 5090 nt
Organism: Rhagoletis zephyria (snowberry fruit fly)
Lineage: Eukaryota; Metazoa; Arthropoda; Insecta; Diptera; Tephritidae
Gene: H
Product: transcriptional corepressor hairless
Source: RefSeq, a predicted model, not a curated record
UAUUCACUGAAUCACUGGAUAAAAGUAUUUAUUGUGGAGAAAUGUGAAUCAAAUGAGCUAAAUGUGCAAAAAAAAAACAAAAACAAACAUUUGACGGGACAAAAUCGCCUACACGAACAAUAAAUAAUCAUCUUGUAAGUAAACGCAUACAUAUGUACAUAGGUGCAUACGGAUGUAUGCAUGUUGGUGGAAGUUUCUACAUACAUACAUAUGUAUAUGAUAAAGUCCUUUGCUUGGCUAUUGUAAAAAAAAAAAAAAAACUAUUAGCCUUAGGCUAGGCGCCUGUGAUGACAAUUACAACGAUUAAGGGCGAAAGGCAUAACCUCAAGGAAACGCGAAAGCACCAAGAACGUUUCAGAGCUGUCGUUUAUUUGUUAGAUUAUUCAGAUAUAGAGAAGAGGUAAUUUCAAACAUGCACUUAAUAAAGAUGCUGCAACAAAGUACUUGAAUUCAAAAAUGACAGAUGAGCGUGGUAACUCCAACAAUAAAAUUUGCUUUAGUAGUCACAGUGAAGAAACCGCUCUGAAUGAAAAUAAUAAUCUCAGAAACAACAUACGAAAUCAUCAACAAAUUCAAUUUGAUCCAAUAAAUAAUGAGCACAUCAUUGAAGAAGCUGCCAAAAUAUGCAAAAAUAGCGUGAACGGUAAUAAUGCAAAAGCGAGGGCGCCAAAAAAUUCACCAACAACGACGCUCCCACCUGCAGCUCAUACGAGCUUAUAUACAUUAGAUCAGAAGGAAGCUAUUGAAGAUUUAGUGGCGGCGUCGCCGACAAAUAGGUGUACUGCGAGAAAUGGUGCUGUUAGUAACACAACAGCGACAAACCUUAAAGAACUCCCGCAGACAGAACCUCAGAUUGUUUUUACCCCAUCGCCAAAUGCUCCACCGCUGGCAUUCGUUUCAACAUCGGCAAUAUCUUCAAACAAAUCUGCAUUGCAACAAGAUACCGAUAAAGAAAUGGCCGCUACUGCUGCUUUGAGUUCUGGCUGCGCAACUCCCUUAUCGUCUCACUUAGUGAGCGGUAUUGUUGAUAGUGAUAUUAAAGUCACUGAAAGUGGCGUCAUCGAUUAUACAAUGAAUGCAACGUCUUCAGUGGAGUUGAUUGACAGAAAUGACGCGCAUAACGAAGACUGCAAAACUGAAAAGGUUUGUGGUAAGAUCAAUGGCAGCAAUAGCAGCAAUGAAAAGGAACGGAAUCAUUCCUCUUUGAGCGGUGGAAAUAUUGGUGGCUGUAUUGGUGGUCGUUUGCAGUUUUUCAAAAAUGGAAAAGUAAUAUUGGAGUUGGCGCGUUCAAAGGAAGGUGAAAAAAGUCGUUGGAUUUCGGUUCCACGCAAGUUGUUUCGGGCACCAUCAGCAAGUUCAUCGACAGUAACACCCACAUUGGCAAGCUCAAUAGCAUACUCUAAGAAUGAAAGCUCAACUUCGUUAAGCUUUUCUGAUGACAAUAGUUCAAUUCAGUCAUCACCAUGGCAACGAGAUCAUUGUUGGAAGCAAUUAUCUCCUCGAAAUGGCAUAUCAAAAGCCAUGUCUCUGUACUAUUUUCGGCCUAAGUAUGCUGUUUUAAGCAGACAAGCGCUAACUAUCGCCCGGAGAAAAUGUCGACGGCCAUACGACACGAUUUUCUGCGCUGGUGAUUUCUUUCUCGUAAAAAGCCAGAAAAAAUCAAACAACCAGCCAUGCUGUACAGACGAUGAAACUUCACAAACUUUACAAUCGAGCAGCCAGUGUACUACAGAAACAACAAAUAUGGAAGUCAAAACAGAAAUUGUUUGUGAAAGUAAAACAGGGAAUGGCGAAACCGAAACUGGAUUAAUAAAUGAUGAAGAUGGCUGCUCAACUUCAUCUACAGCGACAUUAACAGGGGAUGAUUGUACCGAAUGCCAGAUGGAGGCUAAGACCCCUACGCCUUCAUCAACCUCAAAACCGCAACUCUCAUCUGAGGACGAACAAUCAUUGGUAAAAGACGAAUCAACAGACACCAAAACUAGUUGCUCAAAAGAAGAUGCUAAGUUAGACAAUUCAGAAAAAAUGAAUACUAGUGAAGAUGAGGACUCGAUAUCUAUGAUAAUUAAACGAGAGGACUUAGAGUCAGAAGUGACCCAUAAUGGUAGCGACGUGACGGACCUGUCCCAAACAGUUGAAGUAGAUGAUGUUGAUAAAAAUAUUUACACAAACUGUCGUCGUUCAGAUGAGAAAAAGCCUAAGAUUCCUAAAUUUCGUCUAAAGUUGAAUGCAAUUGUACAAAAAUUGAUCGACAGGGUGCCCGAACGUCUAGCUCAACUGUCUAAGACCCCACAAUCGAUUGCAGGUGCAAGCAGUUUUGGCGGUGCCAAAAAUUCAGUUUCCCAUAAGGCCUCACCACCUAACACAUCAGCAGCAACACGACUAGUAGAGUACCCACAUCAGCACGUAUCACCGCGGAAGCGAAUCCUGCGCGAAUUUGAAAAAGUCUCCUUAGAAGACAAUGCUAAUGUGGCAGGAGGGAAGCGAAGUCGGGCGAAAAGUAGUGUGUCUUCUUCAUUAGUGUCUUCGUACCGUACUAUAAAAUCGCCCUGUAAUCGCAAUAAUUGCAACACUAGCUGCUCAUCCGUUAUAAAUACACGCAGUUCCAAUGAUAAUGGUGGUAUUCGCCCCUCAGCUACUGUAUAUUCCAAAUCUGAAACAACUCAGACAAUAACGAGAGCCGCGCCUACCAGAUUGUAUAGCUCAUAUAGCAUACAUUCCUUAUUGGGAGGCAGUGGUGGUAGUAGUUCAUCAGUAUCAGCUAAAGGGACGUCAACCACGAAUAGCAACAAAAGAAUGAACGACUCAGCUAUCAUUAGCAGCAUAGGUUAUCAUCCACAGCAUAAACAUCUUUCACCGCAACAGCAGUAUGGCGAUCCAUCAUAUUUGCGUUCAAUGCUCGCCUCACCGCAGUCGCCAGAACAAUGCAAUCUCAGUGGGGGCGGGAAAUCUCCCUCCACUUCGGGUACAAAACAACGUUCACCGCCGUAUACCUCACCUCUACGUGAUGCGUAUGGCGCUAGCGAUAUUGGAGCAUUGGUUAAUAAAUCUCGCCAGGCCUCUGAACAUGAUGGUGCCCUGGAUUAUGCAUCUACCGCACAUUCAGUCGGUCACUCAAAUCUACAUUCACAAAAUCAGGGCUUCUACAUGCCGUACAUGUCAUUAGCAAAAUAUGUACCUUCGGCGAGCUGUUCCGCCAACACAAAAAAUGCAUCCAUAUCGACAGCCAGCAGUCCUGGCAAUCCACGUUCACCGCGUCACUCAUCAGCUUUCAGUAGAGCAUCUUCGCCAGCAUUAAAUUCUACGAACAUUCCAAUUAACCAUCAUUCAACAUCAAGUUCAAUUGGCAACAGUCGAGAAAACUCACCGACACCAUCGCGGAUAGGGGCUGAAUUAUCACGCGAUGCUACGCCAAGAACUGUACCAAAAAAGACUGUAUCUAUACGUAGGCAAUUUGCUUCACCCACAACCGCUGCGGCAAGUAGUGGCAGUCCUUCGCCAGGGGAGCGUCAUUCUGAUGAUGUAUAUUCAACACAGGACCGAAGAACUCCUGUCUCGGGUGGGAGUGCUUGCGGCGGCGGAUCCCAUCAAUUACAACGUGGAUCGCCAAGUGGCAAUAUAGUUCCUUCAGCACUUCAUCACUACUACAUGUAUCCACCGGCGGCCCCGAAUGGCACGUCUACUCCAUCUCCUCAUAGUUCUGCUGUUUCACCGAACACAGUCAUACCAGUUGGUCAUGGCGGAACAACUAAUGCUGCUGCUGCUGCUGCAGCAGCGGCGGCAGCCGCAGCCGCGUCGUACAUUCCAUCAGUAAUGUCCCCCGCCUAUAUGAAUCCAUAUUUCGCGUUGGCUGCACUGCGGCAUUCUCCGCAAAUGUGGUCAAAUUACAGUAGCGCGUCGCUGCCUUUGCAUCUCUCUUCAGCUGGGACAUCACCCUCUGCUCGACUCUCACCACCAGUGUUUCCAACUUUUGCGUACAAUGGUGUCAAUGCGGCCAUGGUGGCAGUAAUGCAGCAGCAACAUCAGCAACAACAAAUAUUGGCUACUUCAGCGCUUUUGCAAGGACAUAGUCUGAGCUGUGCAUCAUCCCUCCCCAACCAUCAUCACACAAUAAACGCAUGUAGUGAAGAACAGCAAUCACCGGCAAUAAUGACUGAGCGAGCGACUGACUUAACUGCAAGUAACGCAAGAAGUCUAGAUUUGGGUCCAGAAGAAGGACCAGUAGCUGUAGUAUCCUCUAACUAUCGCAAUAGCAGCAAGGAAGAACAUAGUUCAGAUGUGCCGCUGAACCUGUCCAAGCAUUGAGUGCUUCAUUUGAUAGUUGCGUAAGGUUUAUGCAUUUUAGGUUUUUCACAAGGCCGCGUAAAGUAUUGUAUACGAGAGAGGUGCUGAUGAAUAACUGAUGUUGUCCAAAAGAGUGCUGUAUUAUUGAAAUCAGUUACGAAUUAAACCUCUUGUCCUAUGGGAAUACUUUGUGAAUUACCUUGCAGAUUAGACAGACGGCAGUGUUAGUGUGCCUUUAUUUGUUCACAAAACUGAUCUUUGACAGACAGUGAUUCAUUAAAUACGGCGAUUCGUUUGCGAUAAAUAUAUUUUUAUGAAGAAAGAAGGUAAAUAAUAGAAUUAGCAGCUAUGCUCUUAAAUUAACUUUUUGCUACCAAUGAUAACCGAUAUACCUAUAUAUGUAGGUUGAGGUGAGUUUUGAAUCGCUAGGCAGCUAAAAAUUAAAAAAAUGCAUUUAGGUACAUACAUACAUAUUUGCACAAAGUUCUAUGUGUCAUUAGGCAUCUUUGCCUACAUGAAAUCGGAUGUCGUAAAAUUUCGUGCCUAUGAGUUAGAUAUGAUAAAAGCAUGUUAGCGCUGCCGCUGGUCUAAGCUAGCAUUGGACAUUUUAAGAACGAUAGCAAACAAAUUUAUAGGCUUUUUAUAGGUUUAGAGUUAGAACACAUCAAGCGAAUUCAAAUAUAUGUAUCUGUGGUCAAAAUUAAGAGUCGCAUAAGCCGAUUUAAGACAGAAUUGAGCCUUUUUACCCGUUAUUCUCCUAGUAAGACUGCAUAUUUCCAACGUACUUUUACAAAAAGUGAUUAUUA